GUGCCUGGAGCGCCCGCUCGAUUGGACAGGGUUCAGAGCGGAUGCACAGCGCGCGUGAAAGAGUGAUGGAGGCUGAGGUUCGAGAUCACCAUGAAUGACAAAUAUCACAAGGCAGCUCGCGAUGGCUACCUUGACCUGCUGAAAGAAGCGACGCAGAAGGACCUGAACGCUCCGGAUGAGGAUGGCAUGACACCGACGCUAUGGGCCGCGUACCACGGCAACCUGGACGCGCUGCGGCUGAUCGCGGGGAGAGGGGGGAACCCAGAUAAGAGUGACAUAUGGGGGAACACGCCACUCCACCUGGCUGCCGCCAAUGGCCAUCUCAACUGCUUGUCAUUUCUGGUGUCGUUUGGUGCCAACGUGUGGUGCCUGGACAACGACUACCACACGCCUCUGGACAUGGCUGCCACCAAGAACCACAUGGACUGUGUACGCUACCUGGACUCUAUCGCUGCCAAACAGACUGCCCUCAAUCCCAAGUUAGUGAGCAAGCUGAAGGACAGAGCAUUUCGUGAUGCCGAACGGCGCAUCAAGGAAUGCGUUAAAUUGCAGCAAAAGCACCGGCGGCGCCUGGAGCGCAAAUUCCAGAGAGAGUCAACUGAAGUCUCUGAUGCCAUGAGCUUCUCCAGCUACACCAGCAGCACCUUGAGUCGCAAGUUACACCACUUUAAUACUACCACUAGUGUGCCAUACUCCCAGGCUACUCUUCAUGCCACAGCCAGGAGCAAAACUAAGAUCCAGAAGAAGCUUGAGAAGAAGAAGCUAGGUGAUGGGACCUUCAAAAUCUACGAAGAUGGCAGGAAGAGUGUCCGCUCUUUGUCUGGCCUACAACUGGGCAAUGACGUCAUGUUCUUGAAGCAGGGGACGUACGUCAAUCCCAAGGACCGGUCCCGUCGCAACAUACGUAACGUGUUCCCUAGUGACAGCGAGGACGCUAUCUCAUGUGCCAUCAGUGAGCCCGACCUGCAUGGACAAGACGCAGACUACUCAGAGAUCAGCACCGACUCAGGCCACGACUCGCUCUUCAACCGCCCCGGCCUGGGCACCAUGGUGUUCCGACGCAACUAUGUGAGCGGCGGACUCUUCGGCAUUGGCAGCAGAGAUGAAGGUAGUCUUGCAGGCAGCGAACGGGUCAAUAAUGUGCGCCUGCAGAGCCAGAUGCAACGCUCGCCCAGUCUGGACUACGACAGCAUUGGAAGUGCCCGUAGCCUACAGGAGAGGAAUGUGCAGGAGCUGCCAUGGGAAGAGGUAGAGUUGGGGUUGGAUGACGACGAUGAGCCCGACACCAGUCCACUGGAAGUGUUUCUGGCCACACAAAGCAUGAAUGAGUUCAUUCCUAUCUUCAAAAAAGAGAAGAUCGACCUUAAGGCCCUGUUGCUUUGCUCAGACAAAGACCUGAAGAGCAUUCAUAUUCCACUGGGGCCUCGCAAGAAGAUCAUAGAUGCCUGUCAACAACGAUUGGAGACUAUUCAAGACCCAGGCUCCAUAGAGGACACCCAGUUGUGAAGUCUGUCUUUGGCCCCGUUUCCACCUGGUAUUAAGAUGUGUUUCGGGUGAUCCGAUCACAUGUGGUCAGGUGAGACACAUCACUGUUUACACCUGGUCACUUAAAUGCAUCUCCUUUGACCACUUAUGUUUGGAUUUGGAGGGGACGGUCUCUGUUUAAUGAUGACAUACAUCAAUCAAUAUGUCAGUGUGUUACUGCAUGGUAUUAAAGCACAACAAAGUCAGAAAAGACAAAGAAAGCGCUAAAAAAACCCCAGAUGCGGUUGAAAUUUAAUCAAAGCACAAACGCAUCAUGUCAAGCAGAAUUAUUGGUUAUUUUAGUGGAUUACCUGUAUUAAAGGAGCUUCAAGUGUUCUUGCUUCUUUUCUGUAUUCAUAUCAGACAGACAGAAGAUCCAUGAAGCUCUUGUUAUUGUUUAUGUAUCCACUUUUUUAAAUUUUCCGAUCGGACGGUUAUUUCCUUUUAAAGCCGCUCAUAAUCGGCAAAGUUUAAACUCUUGAUUUAGCGCAACGACUGAUUGACAAGUGAGGGGUGGUGCUUCACUGCUGCAAGAACGCAUACAGGACGGAUUAGCAUUUACACCUCAAAUGUUAUGUGGACACAUGCUUUUUUGACUACAUUCGUAUGUGGUUUCCUUGAUCUGAUCACAAAACGUUUUAGACCCUGUUUAGACCUGUAUUUAGGGCUGACCACAUGUGAUGGGAUCACCCAAAACGCAUAUUCAUACCAGGUGGAAACGGGGUCUUUACAUCAAUGAAUGGAUAGUGUUCAAGAUAUUACAGUUUUAAAAAAAGUUUUACACAAUUGUGUCACCAAAAUAUUUGCUGUGUUUUGCUGUAACAACAUUGCACCAUUGUAGCAUUUUUCUUUGGAGAUGGUAAGAUAGUUUUUCAACAUUUGGCCAAUGUUUAUAGUGGAAAAAUGUCGAAAAAAACGUAAGGACAAUAUUACCCCUGUGACUGACACAAACAGCGGAAUAUGCGUGAAAAUGGUAAUUCAGUUUAAAUGUAAUGAUUACCAUGUGUCAUGUGGCAAACACUGAGUGAUAAAAUGAGAUCACACCUCAUUACACACACUCUUAGUCCAGUAAUAAUUCUGCCCCUGUGGGGCAUACAUUUAAGUGCCUGUGCUUGUGCCUGCACAUUUCUAUACAAAAUGUCAUUUAAGACAUAACUUAUGUAUAUAAUUAGAAAAAAAUGUCAAUACUUUGUUAGACUCACAAGGCUCAGGAUAUGCUACACAACACGAUGGGUAUUUUUAUCCAGUGUAGCACUUGCUGUUCUUGUUUAUACACAGGGAGACUUGGAUAGAUAAUGUAUGCUGCCAAAAAAUAAUUUUCUUAAACAAUAUUUUUGUCUUGUUUUCCAUUAAACAUAUCUUAUCCUUAAAACCCAUCAAAACUACAUGUAAGAUAUUACAACAUAUACAGUAUAUACCUUGAAGUAAGAUAGAUACUGUAUAAAUGUUUUAUUACCCCAUAGGCAAUUAAUAAUUUCUUUUUUUAAUAUGUAUUAAAAACAGGAAAAAUAAACGUAAUUCAAGAUGUAUUCUCUGAAAAAACAAAACACUCAAUUUUGUUUCUUAAUGAAAUGUAUGUUGUUUUAGGGAUGUUAAGGUAUUUUUACUGGAAAACGACAACAGUUCUGAUUAAGAAAAUGAUUUUUUGCUGCAUACACAAUUGCAGCUUUGGCUAGUUGUUGGAUAGCUGCAAUUGUGACCUAAAACAUUUUGUAAUACAUUUUGAAAUGUAAAUGGAUUAAAGGAAUCUGAAUUCAAUAUUGCAAGUAGCAAUGGAGUCUGUAUAUAGGAUAAUUGCAUUUGUUUAAGCAGUCACAUUAUGUUGCACAUUAUGUUUACAGUGCAUGUAUCUUGCCAUAACUCGUUUUGAGAAACAUGAGUAAAUGGAUGAGAUGUGUGACUCAUGGGUGAGUUUAGCUGAAAGAGUGAGCUCUUUGUUGAUCCUGGUGCUUUAACUUGCGGAGCUCAUUACCGCCGAGUAAUUUUGUUGAACACAACAGUAGUUUCUUGUUGAACUGAAGCAUACUGUAUUGUCAGUAAACAAUAUGGUUCAUGCACAGGGCUGCAGUCAACAGGUGUUUUAGAGCCCAUCUGUGCUUGAGUUUUUACAAAUGUCUUCCUUCAAUAUUUAUUACCCCAAACAACAUUUACAGCCAUGUUUUAUAUAACAGAUACAUUAACUUUAUAUAUAAUGAAAUGUAUGUAACUUAUAAAAACAAUAAAUUCAUUAUGUUGCUGCUU
Myxocyprinus asiaticus (Chinese sucker) is the source of this 3765-nucleotide messenger RNA. It is a transcript of the gene ush1ga, whose product is annotated as Usher syndrome 1Ga (autosomal recessive). The record is from RefSeq and is a predicted model, not a curated record. Bases 91 to 1506 code for a protein of 471 amino acids. The transcript is spliced from 3 exons. Gene Ontology annotation, biological process: sensory perception of light stimulus; sensory perception of sound; equilibrioception. NCBI's taxonomy places the organism in Eukaryota, Metazoa, Chordata, Actinopteri, Cypriniformes, Catostomidae. Gene Ontology annotation, molecular function: protein binding.